AUGAAGCUAAUUAUUGUAUUACUUUUGACAGCCACAGCGAUGACAUCAGCAACCGAUAAUAAGACUCAAACUAUGAGUCAGUGGAUGUCAGAAGUCAACAAUUCUAUUUUCACUGAUGAACAUGAUCAGUUCUGUGUUAAUCAAACUAAAGAUGAAUUUGAGGCAGAUGAGGAUCUUUUGAACUUAGCUGAAGCUAUCGUAACAUUUGAGGCAUCAUACAGCGAAUGUAUGAAAUUAUAUGAUCGAUUCCGUGGACAAAUGAGCAAACUUUACAAGGAAUAUGAAGCAGCACAUAACAUUACAAACGUUUAUUGCUUCAAAAUGGAACUAAAUCAUACUGGUUUUGUGAAGAUAAUUAAUGGAAGCAGGAUGGCUAAUUUAAUGACAAAAAAAUAUAACAUUCAUCCAUUGAAACCAACAACUGUUCAGCUUGAUUCAAUACAAAUCGGAUCAAAAUGUAAUGAGACUGAUGAAAAGGAUUUAAAUAAUAGAAUUUAUACAAUUAAGUGUAAAGUUCCAAACAAGCCCUACUCACAGUGGACUCAUUUGCAGGAAAUUGGAGUUAAUUUGAAUAUUUUUUACGAAUAUGUCGACAAACUUAUAAAUGAGUUUAAAUGUGAACGCGGGCACCUACAACUAGCUCUGGCACAACGACUUCAUCAGUUUUGA
Molecule: messenger RNA, 669 nt
Organism: Chironomus riparius
Lineage: Eukaryota; Metazoa; Arthropoda; Insecta; Diptera; Chironomidae
Source: the annotation of a GenBank genome assembly